Messenger RNA from Symbiodinium pilosum, 1437 nucleotides. Lineage: Eukaryota; Dinophyceae; Suessiales; Symbiodiniaceae. The record is from the annotation of a GenBank genome assembly.
AUGGAUCGGCUCAGGAGAGAGGUGGCCGGCACACUUGACGAUCCUGCUGGGGCACUGGAGGUUCCUUCAGGUCAGCCAUUCUUCUUGCACAUGCUGGCUCAAUCCCUGAGAGUGCUGGGCGAUCCGGACUGGGAGAUCCUCACGCAAGGAGAGGAGUGUUAUGCAAAUGGCAUGCCGUUGGGAUGCGAGAAGCCAUUCCCGCGUGCGCCGCAGGUAUUUGCACCUAGGUCCAAGUACAGGAAACUUGACGAGACACCGUUUGAUCCGUGCAUGAUUAACUAUACCUCUGCCGAACUGUCUGCAGAUCAGCUGGAGGCGCAAUUUCGCGAGGAUGAGCGUGCAGGCAUGAUGAUUGCAACCACUGAAGGGGCAGUCAAGCAAGAGUUUGGCGAAGGUCAGUUGCUCAUAGCUGCCAUGGGGGCUCUGGUCAAGCCGUCAGGCCAGAUCAGGCCUCUUCACGAUGGUACCCACGGUAUCAGGCUUAACAACUCUAUCAAAGUAUUGGAUCGUUUGGAGCACCCAGGCCCAGCUGACAUUGUAGAGGUUGUGGCACAGGCUGCAGAUGCGGGGGAAGCACCGUUCUGCAUAUGCGCAGACAUUGCUAUGGCCCACAGGCGCGCAAAGGUCCGUAGAAAGGACUGGCCCAGGCUUGGGUGCAAAGCCCGAUCAGACUCUAAAGUGAUUUGGUUAAAUUGCGUGGGGACGUUCGGGGUGAGUAGUGCGGCAAUCUUAUGGGCCCGUCUUUUCGGGUGUGUAGGCAGAUGGGUCCUCCGAGUUCUUGGUCCGGGGUUCAACCUGCAGGUCAUCUUCGUGGAUGAUUUACAUGUCGUGGUGGUUGGCCCGGGAAAAUUUAGAACGCUUUGGACAAUCAUCUGCGCCUACCUCCUUGUCGGUACGCCCUUCGCUUUCCAUAAGUUUAAAGGUGGAGUUGCCGUUGAAUUCGUGGGCUUCUUCCUUUCUUAUGAAAAGGCAUGCGCUGGAGUUUCAGAGAAGCGACUGGCUUGGAUCAUAGAGUGGAUUGACAAGGCGGAAGGCGCAGGAUGGUAUGUCACCGGCAGGCGGUUCAGUGAGUUCCUCGGGAGGCUCAACUUCGUUGGACGUUUGUUGACAUGGCUCAGGCCUUUCUUGGCGCCCUUGUUCUCAUUCAACGCAGUGUUGCACCGGGGUACGGUAGCCAGGAUGCAAAUGUGGCUGGCCCCGAGGGAAAGCUUCCGCACCGACGCCAAGUGUGAGCACAACAGGAUAGUGUUGGGCGGUUGGUCGCUUCAAAACGGCUUGGAUCCCAAGCGAGCUAAGUGGUUCAGUCUUGAGGUCAAGCCUUCGGAGUUGCCACUGCUUUUCCGUGAAGAUGGUCAAUCCAGCUGGGCAUCCACUUCGGCGGAGUACCUUGCGUCUUUUGCUGCUAUGGCGGCGUUCGGCCACCUCGAUGGGCCCAAG